Messenger RNA from Mugil cephalus (flathead mullet), 4665 nucleotides. It is a transcript of the gene retreg1, whose product is annotated as reticulophagy regulator 1. The record is from RefSeq and is a predicted model, not a curated record. The transcript is spliced from 9 exons. Gene Ontology annotation, cellular component: endoplasmic reticulum membrane. The coding region runs from base 65 to 1444 and encodes 459 amino acids. Gene Ontology annotation, biological process: negative regulation of neuron apoptotic process; reticulophagy. NCBI's taxonomy places the organism in Eukaryota, Metazoa, Chordata, Actinopteri, Mugiliformes, Mugilidae.
ACAGCGGUCUGUGCAGGGGGAGCGGACCGGAGCUGCUGAGCUGACGGGUCCCAGUCGUUUUCCAAUGCUGGGGAGCCGGGAAGCAGGUACCUCCUCCGGGGGCGGCGGGGAGGCGGCGGCCGGGCCGCCGAGCCGGGCACACCGCGAAGAAGGGACGCGUCCCGGGAGAGCGAGGAGCCGCCUCACCGGCCUGGUCGACUGGAGGCAGAGACCUUGCAGGACUUCAGCCCUGUUUGCUGCAGCCAACGCGGUGCUCUGGCUUGUGGCCUUCAGCUCUUUUCGAGCCUACAGCUUCGUGGCCUUCCUGCUAGCUCUGCUGCUCUUUGCGGUGACCGCCAGAGACGUCAUCCAGUCCAGAUCUGCAGGAGGUCACUUAUGGCGCAGCAUGACGUCAAGCUGGGAGAUCAUUGACUCAGGUCAGGACAGCCGGUCUGUGAGUGGACCUCAGCUCAGCGACUCCCUCAAACUCUUCCUCCAGGAGACGUCAGCUUUCAAACAGCAAAAUCCAGGCAAGUUUUGCCUGUUGGUUUGCAGCUUGUGCACCUUCCUUGCUGUCUUAGGACGUUACAUUCCAGGGAUUGUCUUCUCAUAUAUUCUAGUGCUGGGUGUCUUCUUGUGGCCUCUGAUCUCAUCUCAUGAGGUUGGUUUGUGGCUGGAGCCAGUUCUGCAGAAGCUGGACUUUGGCAUCGGGGAGUUUUUUCAAAAAAUCAAGGAGAAUCAUGAGAGGAAACGCAUGCAGGCUGAGACUGAGAAAGAGGGCAUCGAGUCAGACCUCUCCUCCAUGUUUCCAAAGCUCGACUCUACCGUGUGUAAAGAACUGUCUGUAUCGGACACAGAGGUUUCUGAUGUGACGUGGACUGAAAACGGUACUUUUAAUCUGUCAGAGGGACACACACCACAGACUGAGAACUCAGAGGAUCUCGACAAAGAAGAAGCCUUCAUUGGUGGCCUCCCAGAAUUCCCUUCCCUAGACAAUGGUGCGACGACCAAUGGCGACGACGACGAUGAUCUCAGCCUUGGCCUUCCCUUCCCCCCACCUCAGUCCCAGCAGCCAGACAAAUCCAAGCCUCCGCGUCACGAAGUCCAACCCACCGACAAAGCCCUGGAGUUGGUUAACCAGAUGGCAGGGGAUGUCAUCGCCGCCGCAGUCACAGCCGCCAUCCAAGAGAGAAUAGAGUCAGCGGUCGGCCUCUUGGCGCUGAGCGAAGACACCGAGCGGUCGAGACUCCCGGAUUCGAGCAGGAUGCUGGAGCUGCCCGAGGAGUCGGACAGCGAAGUGGAAGACUUUGAGCUGCUGGACCAGUCGGAGUUGGAGCAACUAGAGGGGGAGCUGGGGCUGGGAGAGGAGAAGGCCAAUCCAAAGGCCAAUCCAAAGGAAGAGCAGGACGAGGACGACAAGCCGGCCUCUUCUGGAUUCUUCUCCAAACUCCUCCGACGCCAGUGAUUGAGGAAAAGUUCAGUGGGGGUGAAGGUGGGAGUAGGGGUGGGGGGACGGGUUACAAGGGACAAUGUGGAUGGGAGACGAGGAUGUUCUGGUCACAGGCAACUUUUUGGGGGGUUGUGAGAAAGUAAUGUUUCCAUGUAUUUUUGCGUUAAGAGCUAUUAUCUACACUGAGAUAUUCUGCUGCUUUAAUCUGAAUCAACCAAUCCUAAUGCCGAGAUCAGACUACAUCAAAUCAGUAAAUCAGCCUGACAAACAAACCUGAGGGUAAUGAGUUGGUUUCUCCAACAAAUUUGUUGGUUUUUUAAUAUUAUCACUUCAUAAAGGAUGAAAAGUGACUGUACGCUCCUCAUAGAGUUAAGAAUUCUUUUUUUUUUAAUGUUACACCGAAACUUUACGACUCCCAUCACCGUAGGUGACUCUUUGGUAAAAUGUUGUGGUCUGAUCGCGGGAUAAUCGGUUGUUGAUUGGUUGCUGACUAAUCUCCUGCAUUGACUUUAAUCAUUUGCUGUUGUUAUAUUAAAGCAGCUGGAUAAUAGUGAGGUCAGUUUAGCAUUUACAAGCUUUAAAUGAUUUAUUACAUAUUAUUACUUAGCUGUAAGUUAUUACAUGAAGUUGUGACAAUGAACAAAGUCCAGUUUAUUGUAUAUAAAAGAAUCAAAAGAAUAAAGUAAUUGUAAGUUUAGUAAUUACAAAAAGUCAUAUUUUACAUUUUCAAAUUACAAAACCAAACCACUCCUCAAAUGUCUUCAUGUCUGCUUUCAACUAAACUGUAGUGUGUGAUAAACCAUUUUAAUAAACUACAUGUUGCUUAUAAAUGCUAAAUAAACAGGUCAAAUACUAAUAAAAUAACCCAGAACAUCCUUCUACACUGGACACAAAAUAUUCAGAAGUAGAACUGAUUUUUCAAUAAACCUCUAAGAAGAAAACUAAAAGAAAAUCAUCUUAAAAAUACACUUUUUCUUUGUUUUUUUUACAUCGUAGCCUAAACAGAAUCCUAAACACUGCAGCAAAAUCUGUAUUUUAGCUUCCUUUCACACACAUGAGCAAAUAGCUUUGAUUUGCAGCUACAACACAGACAUCUCACAACUCCAUUACCCACGAUUCAAUGAUUCAAAUCAGAGACAAAGACAAUCACAAGGAUCAAAUCACUAUUUAUGUUUGGAUGGUUGACUAUAAAGGUUUAGAGAAGGAAGGAAGAAACCAGUUUUUCACUUUUUUCGAUUAGUUUAUUUUUUAAUUUUAUAUGUACUUUUUUUCAUGAAACCUUUAUGUAGCUGAGGGAUGUAUUUAUUUUAUAACCAAAUGCAGCCAGUCUCAAAAUACUAUGCAUGGAUAUCGCAUUUUGAGACAAAAACAUACUAAACAUAAAACUUCCAGAGCUUCAAGUUGUGGAUUUCUUGGAAGGGCCUGGAGAUAAAUCUGAUAAAUCCUCUAAUAUUAACUCACAAUAAAAGUUUAGAUGUUUGUGUUUGAAAUGUGACCUGUGGUCAUUGGUGUCAUCAUCUAAAAACAACUCCAGGACUCAUUGAGGGACUGGUUCAGGUUUCAGCUGAUAGUCACAGUCUAUAUUCUAGGUUCUGGUCUCCCUAGGAAAGUUUUACAUUCCUGAAAAAAGACACUUCUCAGAGGUGGUGGUGAAACAGGGAGUUCUGUGGCCUCCAAUAGUAAAUUUGCAACUACUGUUUUCCAACCUCAUCACUGAGUCAAGUGUUAAAUGUUCCAGUUAAAGCUGCAGUAAAUAGUCUUUGACCAGCAGAGGGCAGAAAUGUGCCGACUUUUACUAGGAAGAGGGCUUUCUCUCACUAUCUGAUGAACAUUAAAAGGAGUUUUUUAGAUUAGUCUGUUCAGGCUGCUUCAAGUUUCUGGUAGAAGCUGACGAAAUACUCCAUAAUCUGCUGUGACUCAUGUAUCUGAUCCGUUUCCAGGAAACCUUUGAUUAUUGCAUUCGAUUACAGCAAACAAAUGGAUAUAAACCCUGUCACUGCACAAGAGCAGUACAGUCGUACCUUCACUCAGAUAAGAAUGUGUUUUUCUCCACAUCACUUGGUGAAAGAAGGUGAACACAGUUACUGUGACUUAAAUUAAUCUUGGAGGAAAUUUGAAAUCCAAUAUACUUCUGUUUCUACAUCACAAGGCCAGAUUGAAACGUAGAAACUAGUCCUUUAAAUUAGAGAGAACAUGACAAUGAGUUAUUAUGUUGAUUAUGUUACUGAAUGUGUCACAGAAAAGUAACUCUAUUGCAGCUAUUGCAAAAAAACAAAAAAAAAAAAAACAAUCACAAUGUGGACUGUGAUUCUAGCUCAUCGCUGAACCUGAAUUUUGAAUUUUGCUGUUGAAAUAGUGAAUUAACUGUAAAUGAUCAACAGUUAAACAGAGUUUAAGGCGUUUGUCCAGAAGCACGUGUCACAUGACUCGUUGCUCUGAUUGGUUGCAGCUCUGUCCAGGUACAUACAUCUAUUUUCUUUGUGUGACCUUAAAGACGUCUGACUCCUCCAGACUGGGCCUUUGGUGCAGAGACAUACAGUCCAACAAACAGCGCAGACUACAAAUGAAACUCCAGCAGCCUGAGCCAGUCCUAAAAGCAGUGAGAGGUUCACAAACAGCAUCAGUACAGUGCAGGGGAUUUUAUCUGCACUUUAAAGUUCUCAUCCUCCUUCCUCCUGUAUUGAAGAUGCAUGUGACCAGAGCUGAAAGUCCUCUUCUGUUUGUAGAGCAGACCUGCAGCAUCAGAACAGGAUCCUACCUGAUCUGGUUUAGACUCCAGUCUCAGUUGGAACCCAGUGAACAUAUUAAGAGCUUGGAUCUGAAACUAAACUCAAAGUAAAGCCAAAUGUAGUUUUAGGGCACUGGAUGUAAAUGGUCUGAGAGACUGUAUUUCUAUUUGAAUGAUGACUCAACGAAGUCCCUAUUACAUGACCUGUAUAUUUAAACACAUGGAUUUUAUCAUAAAGACAAACAGCAGUGUACAAUGUGACCUCUUGACUGAAUCAUGUGAUGCCUUUUAUUACUGAGUGACGACAGUACAAAUACUCAUUUAUCAGAUACUGAGAGGACUUUGUCAAGGCUAUGGUUAAUAUUUAGCUUGGAUGUAUUAACAGUCGAGGCAUUUUCAAGCUUCACUAAACACAUAAACCAAGAUCAAAUAAUGUUGGAGGGUCAGAACCAAAAUGCAUUAAUUAAAUGUUCAUGGAACAACGUCAAUAAAAAGUUGUAACACUGUG